CCUCAGCUGUGGCCCAACACUAUCAACCAGGCCAACAAGGUGGCCCUGCUUGCCUGGGCCAAGGCGACUGGCAUCACCCUGGUGCAGAUCAACGGGCAGCGGCGCUACGGAGGGCCCCCGCCGGGCUGGGUGGGCAGCCCCCCGCGCGCCGGCUCCGAGGUGUUCAUCGGGAGGCUGCCGCAGGACAUGUACGAGCACGAGCUGAUCCCCCUCUUCCAGAGCGUGGGCAAGCUCUACGAGUUCCGCCUGAUGAUGACCUUCAGCGGCCUCAACCGCGGCUUCGCCUACGCCAGGUACAGCUCCCGGCGCGGCGCCAGCCAGGCCAUCGCCACCCUGCACAACCGCGAGGUGCGCCGGGGCUGCGCCAUCCUGGUGUGCCGCAGCACCGAGAAGUGCGAGCUCAGCCUGGACGGGCUGGGCCCCGCGCUGGGGCGCCCCCAGCUGGAGGCUGCGCUGCGCAGGCUCACCCAGGGGCUCCUGAGCGUCGCCCUCUACCCCAGCCCCUUCCGGGAGCGGUGCCAGCUGGCGCUGCUCAGGUACAGCUCGCACCACGCCGCUGCCAUGGCCAAGAAAACCCUCGUGGAAGGGAACCCGAGGCUGGUGGGCAUGGAGAUGAACGUGGACUGGCUGAAGAGUGACCUGAAGCAGAGGCUGCAGUCGUGUGAGGAGAGCGCAGCGCCCGGGCAGGAGCAGGAGGCUGAGUGCCCGGCGGUGCCCUUGGCUGCAGUGCCCUUGGCGCCGGUGCCCCGUGAUGCCCUGGCCCGGCUCAACACCUUGUGCCAGAGGUGGCGCCUGGGCACCCCUCUGUUCCUCACCAAGUGUGUCCAGGUGGCCCCCAGCGGGUGGCUGCGGUUCUGGUGCCAAGUGGCCAUCCCAGGGUGCCCCUUGGCCUUCAGUGGCUUCGUGUGGGUGUGGCAGGACAGGCCUGGCAGCAGCGGGCACAAGCAGGCCAAAGUGGCCGUGGCACUGCACCUUCUCCAGAGACUGGGUGAGUCCUCCCUCAGGGCUCCCCCCCCCGAGCCCUGGGCCACCCCAAGGCUGCCCGCUGCGCCCCACAAGCGCUGCCGGCCUCCUGCCAGGCGCCCCGGCGGCUGUCGUGUCCCUUUAAGAACCCGCCUACGCCCAGGAGUGGCACCGCCGGCAGCCAAUCAGGCUCCGGGGCUGGUGCCAGCACCGCCCAAUCGAGUCGAAUCCUACCCCGGAAGCGCGCUCUGA
Molecule: messenger RNA, 1215 nt
Organism: Indicator indicator
Lineage: Eukaryota; Metazoa; Chordata; Aves; Piciformes; Indicatoridae
Gene: DND1
Product: DND microRNA-mediated repression inhibitor 1
Exons: 4
Biological process (GO): negative regulation of miRNA-mediated gene silencing; mRNA stabilization
Cellular component (GO): cytoplasm; nucleus
Molecular function (GO): mRNA binding
Source: RefSeq, a predicted model, not a curated record